Molecule: messenger RNA, 3455 nt
Organism: Aspergillus alliaceus
Lineage: Eukaryota; Fungi; Ascomycota; Eurotiomycetes; Eurotiales; Aspergillaceae
Exons: 7
Coding region: 324-2924 (866 amino acids)
Biological process (GO): nuclear-transcribed mRNA catabolic process, nonsense-mediated decay
Cellular component (GO): telomerase holoenzyme complex
Molecular function (GO): telomerase RNA binding; protein binding; telomeric repeat DNA binding
Source: RefSeq, a predicted model, not a curated record
GCCACACCUCAUCCAAUUCAACGCCAGUCUUUUUCGCAGAAGUUCCCGUGAUAUUGGGAUUUUCUCUUCAACGAGCGGCUUGAACCCCUCGUUCUUCAUUUUGCGCGUGGGCACCCUUCUUCGUUCCAUUCCCAUAUACGUCUCAUCUCACUACAUUCACUCUUGAUAUAUCCUCCGUCCAACGCCAACUCACCAGUUCUGUAUAUACUACUGAUGGAUCGUUCACUGCUCUUGUCGCCCGCAGACUUCCAGCCAGCCAUAGCCAUCUGACGGGCGAAGUCGACGGUGGAGUGACAACGGGUUUCGUUUCACCCAUCCUGAGCAUGGCGUCCGCGUUUCAGAAUACGUGGCAGAUUGCGCUCGACAUCGAAAAAGAGCUUCUGAAAAGCCUUGCUGAGAAAGAGCCUACAUUUACCGAAAUUUCACACUAUCUCUCUGAACUCCGCGCCUCCUGCCAGAAUGCCAUUAUCCAGGACCUCGAAGCCGCUCACUCCCUUGAUGUGGAAGGUCGCCUUUGGGAUGCGCAUCUCAAGAUUAACAAUCGGUUUCGUAAAUUAAUCUCCCGCUUCCGCGAGCAAAACGGAAAGAAGAAGAAACCAGUAGAACGACGAAAGCUCGAGAAGCAUUACCUCGAAUUCAUCAAAACAAGCCAACGGUUCUAUCGAGGGUACAUCCAGCAAUUGUCGUCACAUUUCGGGGGAAUUCCGGAGCUUGAAAAAGUUGCGCGGAAGUUCAACUUUGACAAUUUGUCUGUGGAAGAACCCACACAAUCGUCUGGAGACCUUAGAAGUCUCAUUCUGCUGUCAUGUCAUGCGACCCUUAUCCGCCUCGGCGAUCUCUCACGCUAUCGCGAAACCGAAUUGGUUGGCAAGGACCGCAAUUGGGGCCCGGCAAUCGGUUAUUAUGACCUUGCCACAGUAAUAUACCCAGCCUCCGGUACGUCACACAAUCAACUGGCUGUCAUUGCCCUUGCCGAUGGCAAUCACUUGCGGGCCACGUAUCAUCUCUACAGGGCACUAGCUGCCCAGGAACCUCAUCCAUCUGCCAAGGGCAACUUGGAAAUUGAGUUUCGAAAGGUCAGGAAUCUGUGGGCCAAGAGAGAGUUAAUUCGCCCUGAGGAUGCCGGUAUUCCUGGUAGAGCACUGGCUCCCUGGUUUGUAUAUCUUCAUGCUCAGUGUUACAAAGGCACCGAUUUUCCCGAGCAUGAUGAGCUUGAAAGCGAGGUACUGAAUCAGCUCGCCGUUGAUUUGAAGGAGCGUUCCCUAGAGGGCACCUUACAGAAGUUUUGUCUAGUCAAUAUCGCUGCAGAAGAAUUUUCCAGGACACGCUCCAAUGAAGAGUCCGUGUCAAAUGCGCGUUUGUUUUUCCAGCGUAUCAAUGUGAAGACAUUCUUUACAUUGCUUCAGAUCCUUUUAGCUGAAGUGGAGCGGUUCGCGGUCGAGGAAUCAAACAAUAGGGACGGAACGAAUGGUCCAGAUAAAAUUACCGCUGUUGCGCGGCGCGUCCUGCCUGCUCUCCGAAACUACAGUUCUUGGCUACUUACAGUCAACCAUUUACUAGUGGCAGUGGCCCAUAAAGAGGAGAAAGAGAACCCUCUUUCUGUUCAGAUAACUGAGUUUUGGAAGAUCUACGCUAACACCCUGACUCUUCUCGCAACCACAUUUGAUGUUAUUCUUCUCCCGGAGAUAGACUACCUUUUGGAAGAGGAUGAAGAGACUCUGUGUUUUGUGCCGCUAAAUAAGGGGACUACAUCACGUAGAUAUAUGGAUACAAAUGGCCUCCAAAAGCCUCGAAUGAAUGAUCCAGGGGUGGAGAGGAAUCACCCAAAUAUGGAAAUGCUUUACCGAAUCCGCGAAUUUGUAAUCGAUGGGUUGGAUCUGGUUGUGAGCAAUAAAAUCCCCAUAGCUCUGGUUGACGACGGUGACAAGAAAACAUUCAUUUACAAAGAGGAAGGGCUCCCAUCUCAAUUUUUUGCCAGCCCUUCGGGCCAUCAAAAUACCCUUUCUUCUGCAAGCAUUGGGCGAGAGGACAUUCGACAAGUAGCACAAGACCCCAGUUACAUUACCGAUUCCAGAAGCGUUUUUGGCGGCUCUCAGUCAGCAUCAAUGUCCGCCAGUAUGCACCGCAUUGUCGAAGGUGUAGAGCGCCUGGUCGAGUCGGACACUUACGAAAACACCCCAGCGUUACCAGAGCAUCUCACCUUUCCACGGAGCAACCAGCAACCCACUUCUAGCCAUAUCUUCGAUCCUAGUACGGACUCUAUAUUUCGGGAAGAGAGCAUUCCUGCUCGUCAGACCCCCAUCGCUCCUCCUGGAUUUGGUCACCCGAUGGCAAAUGCCGCAGCUCUAGCCAGGGCCCCGUCAUCCCAAUCGUACGCACCGCGACCCUCCCUUCCUGGUAUUCCCAGCAUAUGGAACACUAGCCUCUCGCCAGAAGUUGGCGAUGCAACUUCUCCCAGGACUCCGCCAGGACUUGGGCAACACCCAGUUCAACAUUCCGGUCCUUUGAUGCCAGGAAGCAUCAUCAGCCCACCCAACCACCUAUCCCAAGAUUCGGUUGUAAACGAACUCAUGCUCCGCCAGAGCCUAAUGCACCAGUCGCAGUUGCAAAGCUCACUUAGCGGACCUAGCUCUAUAUCGACGUGGAUACCGCCGUCAAAUCCUACACCACACCACCGUCUUCCCGGCUUGGGGUGGGAUAGCAGGGGACCACUAGAUGCUGCAAAUCCCCCAUCAACCCUCGGAAUACCCGGUCAGCCUCCAUCAAGUGAUUUCGGUAGUUCUUCGUGGGCGAAUGACGCGUUCCUUGCCAGUACCCUCUCCCCAGGUGCGGGUUAUCCCAGCUCCGGGUUUGGCGGCAGUCGUAGAGCUGCUACCCAUUACGGUGCCAUUGGCCAGACACCUCCAUGUCCGCAGGGUGGGUGAUGUCAAUAUAUUGGAGAUCUGAGUGUGGGAAACAAGUCUCCAAUCGUCUUUCGAGAUUGAGGUAUACACGGAAGGGAUGCGGGUGCAAGCUUUGGGUGACUGAUUCCAAUUUGUGAGCGUCGGACGUAUAGUGGAGAGAUCAUUCAGCGUCUCCCUUCGCUUUCGCCCUUAACAUCCCUUAGCUUAUCAAAUCCUGCUUUGACAGGUCAGCUGGCUUGUGCAACACAAUUCCCAUGUGGACUCGUUAGCCGUGCUGUCGUUAGAUAGCAGGUAUCAAAGACACAGCCAUGAUUUGUGGGAAAACAUUGGCAGAAGAACGGGUUCGAUGAGUGUUCUACAACUUCUUGAUGGAAAUUGUAAAGGAGGCCCUAUAUUGCAGGUUUACGCGUUCACGGAAUCGCUUUAGGUCAUAGAGGCGAAGAGUGGGGAUAAGGAUUACGAGACAUCAUCAGUUCCCCAGAUACAAUUUGGAUUAUCUCUUUCUUUUUACGUGCGAGAAAGUUAGAUCAAUGAGAAUACUCCGUUUUCAAG